Molecule: messenger RNA, 1937 nt
Organism: Nothoprocta perdicaria
Lineage: Eukaryota; Metazoa; Chordata; Aves; Tinamiformes; Tinamidae
Product: transmembrane protein 136-like
Exons: 3
Coding region: 51-785 (244 amino acids)
Cellular component (GO): membrane
Source: RefSeq, a predicted model, not a curated record
CCUUCAUUCCCCAUCAGCGGCGAGCAGGACAUGCGGCGCAGCCGAGCAGGAUGGUUUCCAUCAUUCUGGAGGUGACCUGCAGCCUGCUUGCCUGGCUCUCCCUGUAUGCUGCCCUCCGCUUCUGGAACAAGCAGCGUUCCUGUGAGUGGAACUGCCGUUUGGUCACUCUCCUGCAUGGUGUGGURGUCACCUGCCUCUCGGGUUACAUCGCUCUCCUUGAUGGCCCCUGGCCUCUAACCCAUGCAGGUUCACCAAACACAUCUCUUCAGACUCAUGUGCUGUCCCUGACUUUGGGUUACUUUAUCUUUGACCUGGGCUGGUGCCUGUACUUCCAGACAGAGGGGGACCUAAUGCUGCUCCAUCACACGCUGAGCAUCUGCGGCAUGAUUAUGGUGCUGGGGCUUGGCAAGUCUGCUACAGAAGUCAAUGCUGUUGUAUUUGUUAGUGAGAUCACCAACCCGCUGCUGCAGACCCGGUGGUUUCUGCGAGAAAUGGGGUGUUACUACAGCAUCCUGGGAGAAGUGGUGGAUUUUUUCUUUGUGCUCCUCUUCCUGGUGCUGCGAAUCGUGGGAGGAGCUGUGAUCAUGUACGCAAUGGUGACUUCUCCUGAUCCCAUCUGGCUCCUUAAGGCUGGAGGCCUGGCUAUGUACAUUGUGUCUUUGGGCUUCAUGGUUGAAAUCUGCGGUUUUGUUAGGAGGAAAAUACUAAAAAAAUGCAAUUCCUGGAAAAGUACGAGCAAUAUGAAUGCAUCUGAGAGAACUAAUGGGCACUUGGCAGCUCAUUAACUGUAUUUGUGGAAGACCAUCCUUUGGGAGAGAGCCCUGGCUAUUGAAUCCUACUGCUGUGAAAAGAGCAGCUAGAAGUGAUGUGAAAUGGACUUUGAUACUGCUCUGCUACCCCUGGAAGAGGUGGAUGGGCUUUAGGAACUCGGGAAGGCCAACUGAAGAGGGUUUCAAGUGAAAAAAUGAGGGGCUUGGCAAGGCAACARACCUGUGCUGAUUUCCCAACUUGUAGUAGAGUUUCUACUUGUAGUAGAGUUUUUAAUAGGAUGGUAAUGCCAGAGCCUUUCAGUCCACAAACUAUAAGUGCAUAGUGCCUAUAUAUUUUUUUAAUGAUCUUCUUGGAGGCAGUACUACCUUACUGUGUAAGCCCUCCUCUGAGUGCAUGAUGAUAUUUCARCUAAGACAAGUGUUUUACCUCAAUGUUUUUAAUGACAUUUCCUUUUUAAAAUGCUUGCAUUAAAGCAGGUGCUGUUUUGCUGCUUCUCUGGAACUAAUUCUAGUGCUCUUGUACUUGAUGGUAUAUUGUGAAAACCACCAAGAAUGAGACUUGUGCCAAUAAACUCCAUAAGCAGAGUUUCAUCUGGUUUUGAAGUGUUUUCAWAAAUGAAGAUAUCUGUCAGUUGAGAGAUGACAGAGAAGAGGUCUGCCUGGAUGCUGUAUUGAUGCUGGGGCUGCCUCACUUGCAGAUCACUUGAACUUAAUUCAACAUUAACAGGAGCCAAAUAAGUGAUGAUAUUUUUAGGAGUAAUGGUGAUAUGGAUCUUAGUGUGCCAUCUGUUCUGUACCGGUAGAUCUCAAAGUCUAGCCCRGUUUUCAGGGUGCCUAAUUUUUCAGAGUUGUAUUCUGACUUUUCCCCCUGGGGUUUUAAUGUGAAUUUCUCUGCAUUUUAGGCUGCAGUCCAGACAUCAUUUCUCUAACGGCCUCGCACCUGGGAAACAAAUGGACCUGUGUUUCCCUCUGGUUUAGCAGGGCUAGUUGACUUUCCCUCCUUCUUGCUUUCUGAAAMCAUUGUUUAAAUAUCUUUCUUGAAGGACUGAAUAUCUUCAAGCAGUUAACAUGCUGCUCAUAAUACAAGGAGGAAUUAAAGACCCUCUGAAAUUGCYUGUGUGGCUCUUGCCCGACCAUACUGUAUUUGCCCUGGUGUAGAGGAGAGGA